AUGCCCCAUGUGCAAUAUGGUGAACUUAUAAUAAAAUAGUGAAUAGAUGACAAGUUUGUGCAAUAUUUGUUUAAUUUAUUAGUUGACAUUUUGAAGAUGGUUUAUUUCGUUUCUUGUUCGCAAUUCUUGACAAUACUUUUCUUGCUGAAGGAAGCGUCUUUGGUGUUUUCGGAGGUCACCGACAAUGAAAUCGUUGAAAAGAUAGUUGAUGCAAAACAUCUACGAGUAGAUGGCUUUUCUUCGUUCGAGCUGGCAGAUAUACACGAAAUUUUCAAAGGGACAAAGGAAAGAAUAUCAAAAGAUUACCUACACCGUCGAAGAAGAGAAUCACUCUCACCAAACUCAACCCUAGAUCUCGAGUUUACCGCCUUUAACAAGACAUUCCGCAUCCAUGUCCAGUAUAACCCCGCCCUGAUAUCUCCUCACCUUUUGGUCAGCACUCGGCGGGGCGGGUCUAGGGAGACAUGGCAGGGGGAGGUGCCGGAUUGUUUUCUGGAGGGAUUCACUGACAACAAGGGCGUGGUCUCACUCGCCUACUGCAAUGGCUUAACAGGAUCAGUGACAGAAGGAACCGAAAUGUACAGAAUCGACCCUGUUGGUCCCCUUUUCAACAAUCAUGAGAGCGUCCUCAUUUCCAAAGCGGAUCUUACCCAGAUGAGGGGCGAUGGCGCGAUAGAUGAUACAUACAUUGCUAACGAGCUAUCUGGGCGUGGCGGCGGGCGUCAGAGGCGGGCUAUUCCAAGUACAAGCUUCACGGUGGAGCUUGGUGUCUACAUGGACGCCCCUAUGUAUGCCGUUCUGGAGGAGCGCUAUACAGCCCACACGGUGGAGGAGAAGAUCUACAUGGUCGCGCUCAAGUUUAAUGGGGUGCAGGCGAUGUACAAUCUCAUGCCAGCUGAUCUCGGCUACACUGUUACACUGCAGAUCAAGGCUAUAGAGUUCUGGCAGACUGACCCGGUUUGGUACACGUAUAAUCCGGACGAUAUGAGCGCGUCCCUGAACUCGUUUUGUAACAGUCCCGGAAUUAGGGACCAGUCCGGUACCCUUCCAGUGGAUACCCACUUCUUAUAUACCGGGGCGGAUGCGAUGAGGGGACUCUCCAACUUGCCCGGUCAGUGCACAGGCAACAACUGUGCUAUGGACCGAACUAGCUUCAUGUACAAUUCGUAUGUGACUGCGCACGAGCUGGGACACACUCUGAACAUGGCUCACGACCAGGACCGAAACUGUUUUCGGCCAGACUCUGGAAUUAUGGAACAAGACGGUAACUAUGACGAUAAAUGGGCAUCGUGCAAUAAGCCAGACAUGGAAGCAUUUCUUGCAACAUCUGAUGCAUCAUGUCUCUGGGAGGAAAACGUCACACCAGAUCUAGUGGACGCCAAUGUUGCAGCUAUUCAGAUUUCAGGAGCUUGGCCAGGCAUGCUUUUGAGUUUGGACGAGUACUGUAUGCAGUUGUAUGGUCCAGGGUUCAAGUAUCGAACUUGGCACUCGGACUGGGGUGCUUGCACUUGGCUCAGUUGCGUUAACAUGAAUACUGGGCCACUUUUCGGGACGAUGACGGAGGAGUCGUACUAUCCAAAAGGCGCCUACUGCGGUGACACCAAGGUGUGUUCUGGAGAUUCAUGUGUCACGUGGGAUGAGGCCCGGCUCCCCGCGGACGUGGCGUCAGUGGUUCCCGGUGGUUGGAGUGACUGGAGUGCCACCGGAAGUUGCUCACAGACGUGUGGCACUGGGACGAUGACGAAGACGCGGACAUGCAAUAAUCCAAGCCCACUCAAUGCUCCACAAUGCGAGGGUGAUGACGUUAUUGGUACGCUGUGUAAUACUGACCCCUGUCCAGGAGAUAGCACGGACGAGGUGACCCUUCGGCAGCAGCGGGCGGGUGAAGUGUGUAGCGCACUCAUCGACGUUGGUCAUAUCGCCGCGGAUAUGUACACAGGGGUCGGGGACCAGCUGAUCUGGAAUGGAGACGGGCAGUGUGAGGUCGAUUGUGAAUUGCAACCGGGCAAAACCGUUAGUUGGGGCUAUGUCCGUUUCGCCUUCAUGCCCGAUGGGAUUCCUUGCACCGGGUCGGAGAGCACCGGGUCGCCCGGCUACCCAGACACCCAUGGACUCCCCCGCGGACUGGGUCAAUCAACGAAAUGCCUGCAUGGUUACUGUAAGAUGUUUGGCUGUGAUGGAAGUAAUGCUGGAAACACACUGGACAAGUGCGGGGUUUGCGGGGGAGAUAACUCCACCUGUGUUCCUGUGGAUGGUGUCUUCACAUCACAGCUUGCAACUAAUGAACGUGUUGAAUUGGCUGUCAUUCCGGCGGGUUCAAACUUGGUAGCUGUGUACUUUGGCUACCCAAACAUGCAAUCAUACUAUGUCGAGUUAUGGAACGCAGACGGCACUUCAGCGAUUAUCGCUACCAAAGUGAACUACAUAUACGACGCCCGCGUCGACCCGUUAUCCGGUGGAGGAGCUAACUGGUAUUACUAUUGGUGGUCCGGAUAUCUGUACACCUUCGACACAACAACCGAGGACGUGGUAUUAAAGGUAUUUAACGAGGGAAGUGACGUAAACCUCGGCAUCACGUAUGGGUACUCACUACCCCCAGCUGCUACAACAACAAGUUCAACAGUUACUACAACAUCCACUGCAACUACGACGACAAGUCCAACUACGACAACAACUACGACGACAAGUCCAACUACGACGACAAGUCCAACUACGACAACAAGUCCAACUACGACGACAAGUCCAACUACGACAACAAGUCCAACUACGACAACAAGUCCAACUACGACACCAAGUACAACCACUACAUCAACAACUUCUUCUAGCACGUCAUCGUCAACAGCCAGCACGUGUGACUCGUGCACGAGUUCUACAACCAGUUCGACCGAACCAGUUACAGUGCACCGCAUGCGCCGAGUCUCGUGCAUGAGACGAGGACCUUGAAAAUCGAAAUUAAGACUGGAAAAACUACCUUUUUUUAAAUUUGGAAUAUGUGUUCAGAAACAACUUUUAUUUUUAUUUUUAUAACAAUUAACAUGCUUGUAUUAUGCCUGUUUGAUUUUUACCCAUACUUCAUUUGUUUCCUUUUUUACAAUAAAACUGUUUUAUAAAUUAUCAGGCGCAUUCUUUGCAUGAUUUUUGCUAGUUUCACCUACACUUGCUGGAAGUGAUGGUGCGGUUAUCGAACACUAUAAAUUACGGGGUUAAUAGGUGACCCGAUAAUGGAUAUACGGGGCAAAGGAAACCUUUCUUGGAAAGAGUUAAGUAUUUUAGAAUUCAAAUAUGUUUUCCUGCGCCCCGUAUACCGCAUAUCGGGUACCUACUAACCUAGUAACGUAUAUAUUACUUCGACAACCUGUUAACAUGAUAAAAUGUUUCAUUUAUUCAUCGGAAUAUUCAUCGGAAUUGUAAAAUAAACGCCAUUUUUGGUACGAUAUAAAUUUGGUAACCCAUUAUGGGAAAAUAUUGGGUCACCGCAUUACCAGUCCUGGACCAAUGGCGUCAAGUCAUUUAUGUUGGAGGCGUUAUAUAAUCGAAUAACCGUCUUUGGCCGUCUAACAAAUGGUCGUACGAUUUGAUCAAUAAUAAGAAGGACCUUUUGGGGAUUUAUACGAACGAAUCGUACUUCUUCCAAUCGUAUUUGUUUUGGUCAUAAUGUGUUACACAACAUACAAGAACCUUUAUUUAAAGUCGGGUAUAUGAUAAAAAGAAACAUCAGGUCAAUGAGAUAUUUUCUAAUAUCAGAUGCUUUAUAGAUCAUUUAAUCAAAAUCCGUCCGGCAAUCCCAUUGGAGGAGAUGUGAGCGUAAACACUGAGGUUUGGAAAGGGUCAAGUACACAAACAUGUUAAAGAGCAGAACAUAAUGGGCAUUUUAUAACUUAAUUAAGUAUAUACAGCUUAUCUUCAAAUACAAUGAAUUAUAAAUAUACAGGAAUGUUCACUAUAUAAAUAAAUUGCUAUACCUUAAUAACAAUUAGAAACGUCUCAUAAAAUAGAAAUGCUGCGUUUUCUGCACCUUUCUUUCAAAUUAAACACAGUAUCCUCCAUAAGAACCAUUGUUUUUGACAUGUAUUCAUCGAUAUCGGUAAAUUAAAACAAACGUAUAAAUUGUGGUACAUCUUGUUUGGGAGUAAGAGUGCAUCUUUAAGUAUGUUUGUCUUAAU
Molecule: messenger RNA, 4163 nt
Organism: Mya arenaria
Lineage: Eukaryota; Metazoa; Mollusca; Bivalvia; Myida; Myidae
Product: A disintegrin and metalloproteinase with thrombospondin motifs 18-like
Exons: 23
Coding region: 97-2943 (948 amino acids)
Biological process (GO): proteolysis; extracellular matrix organization
Cellular component (GO): extracellular matrix
Molecular function (GO): protein binding; metalloendopeptidase activity
Source: RefSeq, a predicted model, not a curated record